AAGGGGAUUAUUACUGUGCACAGAGGAGAGGCAACCCUCUGCCCCACCUCUUGUUUGCAUGUGCCCAAUGGGGUACCCCAUCUGCUCCUCGUUAGGGACUCAAGGCCUCCAGGACAUUAAUUAAUGCCAAGCUGCUGGCAGAUUGGCAUUCAGGCUUGCCCUAGAGCCCCAUCCUGGCAGCACAGAUGUCCAGCUGACCCCAGAAAUGCUAGUGCCUCACCACCCAGUGAUCCUGUCGAUGUGGGGAGCACAACGCUGACAGCUGAGGCAUCAUGGCAUAGAAUGCUUAGGUGGUGGCAGGAAGCCAGAGGGGGCUACAUGACAACUUUCCACUCUGGGAGCCCCUCAUUCACUUUUGGCUAUGUCCUAGGCUUGCUGUGUGACCUAAGCCUGGUGGCUCACUCACUCUGGGCAGGGCAACUUUCUUUUCCAACGAAAUAUGAAGGUGUUAGAUUGAGUCACGGCUGAGACUGCCUGGGUCUGUGUUAUCUGAACCCAAUCCUCCCCCUGUUACUCUAUUUUUCCUGAACCGCUUAGGCUCCAUCCCAGGCCCUGGGGCAUCCUUUCUAUAAUUAAUGCCUGUCCGUGCUCAGGACGUGACACUGCUUGGCUUGGCCAGGGUAAGUGUCUACUUCCUCAGAGGCCACAGCUGACAGUCCCACACACAUUCCUCAGACUUACCCAGGGCCCCACCUCCUGGACUCUGCCCUCCUUCCUACCCAGGAAACACCAGUACCCAGAAGGGCUGCCCAAGAAUCUGGGGACUAGAAGCAGGAUCUGAAUGGGUUGAACUGGUGAUUCCCAGCCUCUCUCUCCCAGGGCUGGAGAGAACUAGCAGGAGCUGGGCGAAGGAGCUGCUAGAACAAUGCUGAGGUGGGGGAGGUGAAGAGUGUCUUAAACAGGUGAUCAGACCAAGCCACCUGGGUUUACCACCUGGGUACCCCUCCCGCCUGGGUACCCCUCCCGGACUCAGCCCAGCCGGCACUCCAAAGACAGUGGGGCAACCAUGGCGACCAAUUUCAACGACAUCGUCAAGCAAGGCUAUGUGAAGAUGAAGAGCAGGAAGCUCGGGAUUUACCGGAGGUGCUGGCUGGUGUUCAGGAAGUCUUCCAGCAAGGGGCCCCAGCGGCUGGAGAAAUAUCCUGAUGAGAAGUCUGUGUGCCUCCGAGGCUGCCCCAAGGUGACUGAGAUCAGCAAUGUCAAGUGUGUCACACGGCUCCCCAAGGAGACCAAGAGGCAGGCGGUGGCCAUCAUAUUCACCGAUGACUCGGCUCGUACUUUCACCUGUGACUCUGAGCUGGAGGCAGAGGAGUGGUACAAGACACUGUCAGUGGAAUGUCUGGGGUCCCGACUCAAUGACAUCAGUCUGGGAGAGCCUGACCUCCUGGCCCCAGGAGUACAGUGUGAGCAGACAGAUCGCUUCAACGUCUUCCUGUUGCCCUGCCCCAACCUGGACGUGUAUGGCGAGUGCAAGCUGCAGAUCACCCACGAAAACAUCUACCUCUGGGACAUACACAACCCCCGUGUGAAACUCGUCUCGUGGCCCCUCUGCUCCUUGCGCCGCUAUGGUCGCGAUGCCACACGCUUUACCUUUGAGGCGGGCAGGAUGUGUGACGCUGGGGAAGGACUCUACACCUUUCAGACACAAGAGGGGGAGCAGAUUUACCAGCGGGUUCACAGUGCCACCCUGGCCAUCGCUGAGCAGCACAAGCGGGUCCUGCUGGAAAUGGAGAAGAAUGUGAGGCUGCUGAACAAGGGCACCGAGCACUACUCCUACCCCUGUACACCCACCGCCAUGCUGCCCCGUAGCGCGUACUGGCACCACAUCACAGGUUCUCAGAACAUUGCUGAAGCCUCCAGCUAUGGUGAAGGGUAUGGGGCAGCCCAGGCCAGCUCAGAAACAGACCUCCUGAACAGAUUCAUCCUGCUUAAGCCAAAGCCCAGGCAGGAGGACAGCACUGAGAGCAAGACCCCUUCCCAGUGACAACUGGACUGCUGGAAACUGAUGACUGCUGGGCCACCUGCUGGAAGGCUAGCUGCAACAGCCCAUGGACAGCCUCAAGGAGCUGUUGGCCAAGAGCCAGAGGCGAGCAAGCUGUCCGUCCUUGCCCUCAAGGGUGAGGCUGGACCUCAGCACAUGGCUGGCCACACCACCUGAGCAUGAGGGGCUAGAGCCGAUGUGGGACUAUAUACUGUUAAUGGUUUUAAUAUAUAUGGCUUAUGACAUAUUCUGUAUAAAUGAGGCUUCCCUCUACCCUCCCCAU
This is a messenger RNA of Acomys russatus (golden spiny mouse), 2264 nucleotides long. It is a transcript of the gene Dok4, whose product is annotated as docking protein 4. Bases 1007 to 1984 code for a protein of 325 amino acids. Gene Ontology annotation, cellular component: cytoplasm. The record is from RefSeq and is a predicted model, not a curated record. Lineage: Eukaryota; Metazoa; Chordata; Mammalia; Rodentia; Muridae. Gene Ontology annotation, biological process: positive regulation of MAPK cascade; cell surface receptor protein tyrosine kinase signaling pathway. The transcript is spliced from 9 exons.